Molecule: messenger RNA, 2171 nt
Organism: Copidosoma floridanum
Lineage: Eukaryota; Metazoa; Arthropoda; Insecta; Hymenoptera; Encyrtidae
Product: pre-mRNA-splicing factor 38B
Source: RefSeq, a predicted model, not a curated record
GCGACCAUUGCGAGACUAUCUGUCAAAUUGCAGCGUCUGAUGCGUAUACCUAUAUAUGAUGUCGUGAUUCCUCUCAUCGUAGUCUGCAAGAUCAAAACUCUUACCUCCCCUCCCCCCUCAGAGAGAGAGAGAGAGAGAGAGGGAGAGCUGCAGUCAAUAUUGUAUAGUCUCCGUAAGGAGAGAAUCAUUAAUGAGAAGACCGAGUUUUGGUUAUAAGUACUAAGUAUACCUAUUGCAAUUAAUCUGUCGAUCUCGUGCGAUUGUCCAGUUACUUUGUAGGUAUAUACCUACCCAUAUACGAGUAUAUCUCUCACGGUUAGUACAGCAGCUGGCUUCCUUGGCUGCAAUUUAGGAUGGAAUGUGUUGAUGGUUCACCCUGGAACAAUUCUAGUGGCUGCGAAGAUGAUCGCAAGCCUAUCCAAAAGGAAGGCAAAAAGUCAAACACCCUGCCACUCUGGGGCAACGAGCGAACCAUGAACCUCAACCCCCUCAUCUUAACAAAUAUCCAAUCCUCUCACUACUUUAAGAUAAACUUGUACGAGUUGAAGACUUAUCACGAGGUCAUUGAUGAAAUUUAUUACAAAGUUUCACACUUGGAGCCAUGGGAAAAGGGCAGUCGCAAAACAGCCGGACAAACUGGCAUGUGCGGUGGGGUCAGGGGUGUUGGUGCUGGAGGUAUAGUUUCAACGGCUUACUGUCUUCUCUAUAAACUCUUUACGCUACGAUUAACGAGAAAACAGCUCAAUGGAUUGAUCAAUCAUCCUGAUUCGCCAUACAUCCGAGCACUUGGUUUUAUGUACAUAAGGUAUACUCAACCCCCUGCUGACUUGUUUUCUUGGUAUGAUGAUUAUUUAGAAGAUGAGGAAGAAUUAGAUGUUAAAGCAGGUGGUGGUCAAAAUAUGAAAAUUGGGGAUAUUUUAAAACAAUUUUUGACAAAGCUGGAAUGGUUUUCGACACUUUUUCCCAGGAUACCCGUGCCCAUUCAGAAAGAAUUAGAACAACGUCUAGCUGAACGAUUUCCAAACAAUUUAAAUAGCUCCAAAAGUUCCAAGCCUUCAAUAACGUUGAGCAAUUUUGGAAAAUAUACUAGUUGCAAUAACCGAAAGGACGACUGUUUGAAAAUUCAACAGCAGCCAAGACACAUUUCGGAUAGUGAAGUGAGAUGGGGCGAGGCUGAACGAGCAAGCCAGUGGCGUGCCAGAUCCACCGAUGAUCGAAGAGACAAACUAAAAGACCACGACAGCCGUGGAAAAGACAGAAAUCGCGACAAGGACAGACACAAUCGUGAACGUGAUCGUAGCCAACGGAAUCAUGAGCGCUCCCUGAGUCGAGAACAGAGUAGUAGUCAUCGAUCUCGAGAUCGUAAAAAUAGUCGUGAUAGAUCAUACAGGGAUAAGCAUCGGGAUCGAGAAGGAUACCCCGAUAGACGAAAUUCACCCUUGGAUUAUGCUUCUGAGCUUGCACGAGAAAGAGAACGUCAGAGAAAAAUUAGUUAAUAAUUUUUAAUAAAAAUCAAAAAAUUCAACACAAAUUCAAUCAACAUGAAAAUCGCGAAAAAUCGCGUCUGUCAAAGCGAUUGUACAAAAAAAAAAUUUACAUUAACGUAGUCAAACAACCCUGUUUUAUUUAUUAUUUAUUUGCACAACUAACGUUUGAUGCAUCUUGUAAAAACCAAUGUUAUGAAAAAAUAUUUGAAAGCAUCCUUUGUUAUUCCACCGUUAAAUUCUUUCUGGACAAAAAUUUCAUAAAACAAUUUUAUAUGACAUGCACGAAUCUUGAAUUAAAUUGUUCUAAUAUCACUCACAUUCUUGUAUGCAUCUAAGCUUGUCGAUGCUUGUUUGCCAUGAACGAGUUUUAAUUAAUGAUACAUAAAUAAAUCAACAGACAAAUUUAAAUAACGUUUAAUUGGUCAAAACAUCAGUUGUGACAAACUUAUAUACAUCUUUGGGAGUCUUGGGUUGAGACUCAAUAAUUUGAGAGUUUCGCGCGAGCACGUGGGCGAGGAUUCGAGUAAUAAGGGUGUGUACGCACAAGUAUGUUUAAUAUCACUUUAAUGCUACAAUUCUCGACUCCUUUUCCGGCUUUUUCCCUCGCCUCAGCUGUGGUGGUAAGAGAGCACCUAAGAGCAAGCAGGACGGUCGCGGUAUUCCACGGUGAUCAAGCGCGGCAUC